This is a messenger RNA of Chrysoperla carnea, 1236 nucleotides long. Its product is annotated as UPF0605 protein CG18335-like. Lineage: Eukaryota; Metazoa; Arthropoda; Insecta; Neuroptera; Chrysopidae. The transcript has 5 exons. The record is from RefSeq and is a predicted model, not a curated record. The coding region runs from base 52 to 867 and encodes 271 amino acids.
GUUAUGUGUUAAAUUAAAAAUUUGUUUUAAUUGAUUUUUUUGGUUGAUAUUAUGUAUUUGGAUUGUUUUCCGAAUGAACAAACAAUUUUCUUUAAGCAACGUACCGAUGGAUUUAUUCCUGGAUAUACGGGUCAUUGUCCAACAUUAAAAUUCCGUUUUGGCCAAUGUUAUGGCGCCAAUACAAAACAAAUAAUGCAGGAAUUUAGUGAUCAAAAAAUCAUGAAACGAGUACAACGUGAACCGUAUCGACAUCGUAAUGCAGAAACAUUACAACCAAGUCGUCAACAAACAGCAGCAACAUCGACUGCAGCCAUACAUGGUUCACGUCCUACGGGGGUUCCUUUACGUGAAAAUGGUACUACCAAAGAUAAUGUUGUACAGCAUAGAAGUCGUAGAUAUAUUUUAGGUUACACUGGUUAUAUACCUGGAUUAAGUUUUCGUUAUGGUAAAUCAUAUGUAAGAGCUGCCGAUGAUUGUAUGGCCGAAUUCGGUGCACGAUUAUACGAACAACGUAGACGAUUUGAGAGUGAACGGCGGGCUCGAAGUGCCCCACAAAUGGAACCGAUUCGAGGACGUGAUGAUGUUUCAAAACAAAUGAAAGAUUAUUCAGUGAAGAAACAAACACGAUUCAAAGAAAUUUUAGAUCAUCAUUUAUCACCGAAUUCACCACCGAUAGCUGGUUACACCGGACACAUACCACGAUUGGCGAACACUGAAACAUCAUUAUCACAGCGUUAUGAUGCGGCUGCACGUACAAGUCUAGCACAUUUAGAAAAGGAACGUAGACAGCGUAGAGAGCUACGUUCAGCCGAACGUAAAGUUAAUAGUCAUGUUACCGAAUAUAAACAAAGAAAAAAUAUUAAUUGAGAGAGAGAGAGAAAGCAAUGUAUAUAUUAUAUCAAUUAUGAGUGAAUGAAAUAGAUCUGUUUUUUUUUUUUUUUUUUAAUUACGAACAGAUAAUUCCAUCACACUUAAAAUAUGCAUCCGGCUUGAAGGACCAAUUGAAGAAUUCAUUUUUACUUGAAACGCCUUUAAUUCUCCAAAUAGGUCAAUAGUAUAUUAAGGCUUUACUGGUAAGCUCAUAACUUUUGCUACACGCUACGAUUUGAAAUAAAUAGACCCGUAAAUAAAGUUCAAAAUGUUUUAAUCAAAUAAACGGCCUAAAUUUAAUAAGUACCGGUUACACGACAGCUUGCCUUUGCUAUUUUUAUUUUCGAAAGUGAUAAGUUACGAGAA